Molecule: messenger RNA, 693 nt
Organism: Cuscuta europaea
Lineage: Eukaryota; Viridiplantae; Streptophyta; Magnoliopsida; Solanales; Convolvulaceae
Source: the annotation of a GenBank genome assembly
AGAAGGCGGAGGUGAAGGAAACCAUAGCGGUUAGGGUUUUAGGAUGCCGAGUUUCAACAAGUCGCAGAAACAAAGGCGAGCGGCAAUCGCUGAACGAAAGAGAGCGAUUUUCGGCGAUCCCUUCACCGGAAAGAUUAAGCAGAAACCGCAGCCGCUUUCGAUUUCCGGGAAGCGCAAGCGCAAGAUCUUCAAAAAAUGGCGAAAGGAGCAAAAGGAGGCUCUGGGGAAGGGCUUAAUCACCAUGGAAGAUGUUGAAAUGGCUGUUGCUGAUGGGAAGGUUGGAGAAGCCAACAAGAACCCUAGGAAUUUCCACUUAAAGAAGAGCUCAAAGCUCAAACUGAAGCAGCUUAAGAAGAAGAAAGGCAAGAGCAAAACAAAAUCCCAUAAACAAACAGAAGGAACUACUGGGAAUGCAAUGGAAGAGUAAAUUACAAAAUUGUAAUGUCGGAUUUUAAGCUAUAGAAUCUUGUACAUUCUAUCAGCAACUGUAGUUUGACAAUGUUGUGUUUUAUACUGAUUUGAGCUUCUGAUUCACUUUUAUAUCUCUUUUUCUUUGGGCUCUGCAAAUUUGCAAUCAGUGAAAUGCCCGUUUAAUGAUUCACUAAAUAUGUUUUCUUUUCAGUUGCAUCUUGCGUGAGAAUCAAUGGAAAACAGUUUUGGUUUUCUAUUUCAACUAGUAAAUUGAUUUGAGUA